Messenger RNA from Daldinia childiae, 432 nucleotides. RefSeq lists its product as uncharacterized. The record is from RefSeq and is a predicted model, not a curated record. The transcript has 3 exons. NCBI's taxonomy places the organism in Eukaryota, Fungi, Ascomycota, Sordariomycetes, Xylariales, Hypoxylaceae. The coding region runs from base 1 to 432 and encodes 143 amino acids.
AUGGCCACCCCACCUGCCGAAUGUCGUAAUUAUCCCCCCGACGAUUACCACAGCCCCAAGUUCCCGUCCCUCUGCUGGCCUCCUCAAAAUCAGUACUGUGCCUUAUAUUCAGUCUGGGACUCAUGGCGAUAUACACUCCUUUGGACCCUAAUCCUCUAUGCUGUAUUCCAUUUCGGAGCCGUGGGCAUCGCCUUCGCAAUGCAGAUCGGAAAGCCGCGAUUCGUAUGGAAGUACAUGCUGGCCGUCCCAGCUAUAUACGCCUUAGUUGCUGGGGCCGAGGCGUUGUUUACCGGUAGCAUUGUUGGACUAAUGCUCGGCGCUAUCUACAUCUCCGGAUGCUACCAGAUGCCGACCUGGAUACCGUUCAUCUGGGGGUGGAUAAAUGUCUUGGUCUUGAUCGUCUCCUCCUUCACCAUUCAAGGAGGUCUAUAG